AGAUUUGUAUAAAAAAAAAAAACCCCGUGAGAUGGCCUAUUUCUACACACCACAAACUAUAAAACCUAAUAACACACAUAAUUCGCAAUCCUCUAUAAAGCUUGACGGCUAAUUCUCACAUAGCAUUGUGAAAAAAGAGGAGGAAGGCGCAGCAUGGAAAAGAACAAACCACUGUAUCUUCCAUCUGAAUUGGUUAUUCAAAUAUUGGUAAGGUUGCCGGUGAAGUCUCUUAUAUGUUUCAAGUGCGUUUGUAAGUCAUGGUUUUCUCUUAUCUCUGAUCCCAAUUUUGCAAAUUCACAUUUUCAACUUACCGCAACACACACUCAUAGAAUUCUCUCCAUAUCACCUUUUUCUCUUAAAACUCAAUCUAUAGAUUUUGAAUCAUCGCUUAACCAUAAAUCUACUUCACGCAACCUUAAUUGGCUUCGACGGUCUAGUUAUCUUAAAAUUAAAGGUUCAUGCAGAGGCUUUCUAUUGUUAACGGCUUCUUCAAAAUUAUAUUUAUGGAAUCCAUCCACUGGAUUUCACAGACAAAUACCCGCGUCUCCUUUUUAUUCUGAUACCCUACUAUUCAAUUUCAAUCUUCUAUAUGGUUUUGGAUAUGAGCAGUCAAGAGAUGAUUACUUGCUGGUUUCACUUUCCUAUGAUGUUAAUCAUGCUUCAUCACAGUUGGAGUUUUUCUCAUUGAGAGAUAAUACAUGGAAAGAUAUUGAGGGUACUGGCUACCCUCAUUAUCUUGAUCCCAAACCAGUGUCUUUGAUUAACGGAGCUAUUCAUUGGUUGGCUUUUCGUUUUGAUUUAAUGGUGCAUGUUAUUGUUGUUUUUGAUUUAAUGGAAAGGAAACUGUUAGAGAUUCCUACUCCAGAUGGUUUUGGCCAUUAUGACCAUUAUCAUAAAUAUAUUGGUUUGUGGGUAUUUGGAGAUUUUCUCAGUCUAUGGACUAAGAAUGAUCAUAUAGUUGAAAUAUGGGUGAUGAGAGAAUAUAAAGUGCAUUCGUCUUGGACUAAGACUCUUGUUUUUCCUACUAAUGCCAUUCCUUACUUUUCCCCUAUAUACUCUACCAAAAAUGGUGAUAUUAUUGGAACAAAUGGUAAUACUGGAUUGGUGAAGUAUAAUGGUAAAGGACAAUUGUUAAGGCAAUGCUCUUACCGUGAUGAUCUAGGUGAACCCCAAGUGGUCAUGUAUACAGAGUCUCUGCUCUCACUCCCUCACUUCCUGGAAACAUUGAACAAGUUUAAGAAGACGACACAAACAAGAAGAUUGAGAUCAAAAAAGAAGUGCAAGGAUACAAUUACAAGUGGGAUUAAAAAGAAAAAGGAAACAAUGCGGUCUAAAUGGAAAAGAGGAGCAGAGAGUUAAGUUGCAAGUUGCAGACACCACCGUUUUGCUUUCUUCAUACUAAAGGAAUUGCAUACUUAAGUGAUAUAAAAAAAAGCCUAUAAAAGCAUCCAGUUAGACAACACGACCAACACUAGAAACAGAGAGAGCUUCAGAGCAAAACGCAGGGAGUGAGAGCGCGGAACAGACAGAGGAAACAAAGGUGGAUGCACACCAACUGUUCGAGAAAUCGACACUGGUGUUGUUAUUUUAUCUCUUUUCUUUUCACUUGUGUAAAGCUACCAUGGUAAUGAGUAGCUAAAGACACUUUUGUUGGGAUUAGAUGUAAAUUACUCUAUUAGUAUGUGUUUCUAUCGAUCAUGGUUUUAUAUAUGGUUUUAGUUAUCUCUCAAUAUUGAUGUUAUCUUUGUUUUCAUUGUUUUAAUCUUUGAUUUGAAUUGUUAUAGACAUAUACCUUUUGAAUCUAAGAACUAGGAUAAUAUCUAUUGAAGUCUAAAUUCUAGACAUAGAUUUAGGUUUAAUAUUCACUUAGAGUAUCGAAUCUUAAUGCUAUUGUAUUGAUUGACGAUCCGAGACAUCGGAGGUUAAUAGAUGCAAUAGAUAUCUCAGCGUUAUCUGAAUACGGAAACGUUCGACGAGCGAUACGUGAUAAUAUUGGUAGAUGACUAGAACCUGUGUAACUGAUUAGGGGAAUAUGUAUGAAUGAGUGAUUGAAAUAUAAUCCCAACAAUU
Trifolium pratense (red clover) is the source of this 2070-nucleotide messenger RNA. RefSeq names its product F-box/kelch-repeat protein At3g23880-like. Gene Ontology annotation, molecular function: protein binding. NCBI's taxonomy places the organism in Eukaryota, Viridiplantae, Streptophyta, Magnoliopsida, Fabales, Fabaceae. The transcript has 2 exons. The record is from RefSeq and is a predicted model, not a curated record. Bases 154 to 1359 code for a protein of 401 amino acids.